CCGGAUGACAUCGCGCCGCUGUACAUUCGCGAGAUCGAAGAGGGCAUCGAAGGGACGGACAUCAAGGCCGCGAUAAUCAAGGUCGCCAACGACGUGGGCGGCGUAACGCCGGAGGGCGAGAUUAUCCUGCGCGCGGCUGCGAGGGCGCAGAAAGCGACGGGCGUGCCGAUCUCCACGCACACAUGGGCGCCGGAGCGCGUGGGCGAGCAGCAGGUCGCCAUAUUCGAGGACGAGGGCGUUGACCUGAACAAGGUGUAUGUGGGACACAGCAACGAUACGGACGACACAGACUACCUGAUAGGGUUGUUGGAAAAAGGUGUGUGGAUCGGGCUUGACCGCUAUCCGGGCAGGCCGGAGGUGCUGGACUGGGAGGCGCGCACGCAGACGGCGUACAAGCUCAUCGAGGCGGGGUUCGCGCAUCGCAUCAUGCUGGGGCACGACUGGUCGGUGGCGCUGCUGAUUGCGCUGAAGGAAGCACGGGAGGCACGGGACCAGAAUAAUCCGGAUGGCUACCUGUUCAUCACGCGGCGGGUGCUGCCGCGUCUGAGCGAGCUUGGGGCGUCGGACGAUGACAUCAACAAGAUAAUGGUGGACAAUCCGCGGCGGUUCUUCGAGGGGAAAGAGUAG
Messenger RNA from Geodia barretti, 627 nucleotides. The record is from the annotation of a GenBank genome assembly. NCBI's taxonomy places the organism in Eukaryota, Metazoa, Porifera, Demospongiae, Tetractinellida, Geodiidae.